Theileria equi strain WA is the source of this 549-nucleotide messenger RNA. RefSeq lists its product as hypothetical. NCBI's taxonomy places the organism in Eukaryota, Apicomplexa, Aconoidasida, Piroplasmida, Theileriidae. The coding region runs from base 1 to 549 and encodes 182 amino acids. The record is from RefSeq and is a predicted model, not a curated record. The transcript has a single exon.
AUGUUCCUCCAAUAUGGAGCGAAUGUAUUUGCAAAUAAGUUCCAAGACAGUAUGCUAAGUUUGUACCCUUACGGAGAUUACUCAUCGUUUGAGGACCCUGGUAGCUUUGUGAGGGAGAUGGAUGCAGUUGUCAACAAUCUUGUAGACUUAUCCGGAAAACUGGUAGCAUCUAUCAAUGCAGAAUUGGAAGAAGCAUCAAAUUAUGAUUUACAGUCUGCUAACGAAACAUCUAAUCUGAAUGCAGCCGAGGUUAUAAACAAAAUGCUGGCAAGGCAGGUUGUAACUGAUUUACUGGUGUAUAAGUUUUCUUAUCUUCAUGAAAUGUACAAGAAUGCAUCGGUGAAGUUAAAGAAAAUGCCCGAGACAAAUCCGUUGUUCGAUGAUAUGCCAUUUGAUCCACCACUAACAAGAAUGGUGAUCUAUGAAUGGGUUAGAAACAUGGUCAAGACAUUUAAUGAAGCUGCUAUGGUUGAAGACAAGUUGUCUAGAACCUGGACCGAAAUAAGAGAUGAAAUAAACAGCAAUCCAAAAGAACCAAGCAAAUAUUAA